AUGUCCUCAUUACCUUACGCACUAUUAUGCCGCCGAUUUUCACUUGAUGAGAUUCUAUCAGCCACCAAGAACUUCGAUAAUGCAUUAGUCGUAGGGGAGGGUGGAUUUGGUAAAGUGUAUAGAGCUACUAUCAGCGUAGAAAAUGAUGCAACUUUUAUUGUUUCCAUCAAGCGACUGGAUUCCGAUUCCAACCAAGGAGCACCUGAGUUUUGGGCUGAAAUCGAGAUGCUUACAAAUUUGAGGCACUGUAAUCUUGUGUCAUUAAUUGGUUAUUGUAAUGAUAAAUCAGAGAUGAUUCUCGUCUAUGAGUUCAUUCCACAUGGAACCCUUGAUGGUCAUUUGCACAAAUAUGGUACCAGUCUGAGUUGGGUACAACGGCUGAAGAUAAGCAUAGGUGCUGCAACAGGAUUGCAUUACCUUCAUACCGGAACAAGCACCCAACAUGGAGUCAUACACCGUGAUGUCAAAAGCUCAAAUAUUUUGUUGGACAACGAGUAUGGUGCUAAGAUAUCAGAUUUCGGAUUAUCCAAAAUUGCCCCAACAAAUACAUCAGGUGCUUAUGUCAAUACGCUUGUCAGGUGUACAUUUGGCUAUCUUGAUCCAGAGUAUUUUUUGACUGGAAGAUUGACAAGAAAAUCAGAUGUGUUUGCCUUUGGGUGGUAUUAUUCGAAUUGUUGUGUGGGAGGCCAGCACUGGAUAGAAGCCUUGACGAGGAUGAGUGCGGUUUGGCUAAGUGGGCUCAUUAUUGAGUAUGAAGCCAACUUGACAUUUUGA
This is a messenger RNA of Helianthus annuus (common sunflower), 774 nucleotides long. Its product is annotated as probable receptor-like protein kinase At5g38990. Gene Ontology annotation, molecular function: ATP binding; transmembrane receptor protein tyrosine kinase activity. Gene Ontology annotation, cellular component: plasma membrane; plasmodesma. The transcript has a single exon. The record is from RefSeq and is a predicted model, not a curated record. NCBI's taxonomy places the organism in Eukaryota, Viridiplantae, Streptophyta, Magnoliopsida, Asterales, Asteraceae. Gene Ontology annotation, biological process: protein autophosphorylation. The coding region runs from base 1 to 774 and encodes 257 amino acids.